CAAAUGUAGUGUCGACCCAUUUUUUGGUUGCGACCUUAUUAAUAGGUCAUGCACUGACACACUGGUGGAUCAUUAAGUUCCAAGUCAGUUAGAGCUUAUCGACGCCACUGAGCAGGACGGGUAAAGUUUGGAACUGGUUGUCUCAACGAAAAUCGGAUUAUGAGUCUCGUUACACGUCUAAGGUAUGGAUUGCCAUCAUGCAUCUCGCUGAGAAACCUGUUGCGGACUGACAUGAUUGCUAAAUCCAAUGUCAGUUCAAAUAGGCGAUGGACUCACUCGGAACCAUGGCAUAUCGACAACAUGCCCGAGCUUAUCAGACUCAGGAACGGAGAAAAGGCCAAGGGCACUUUUUCUAAAGCGGAAAUGGAUGGAAGGAUCAGCAAACUUCGCAAUGUAAUGGCAAAUGAAAGCAUUGAGGGCGUGCUGUUUACUUCAAUUCAUAAUGUCAAUUAUUACUCUGACUUCUUAUAUUGCGAGUUUGGACGGCCAUAUGGCUUAGUUGUGACGCAGGAUAAAGUUCUUUCAAUUUCUGCUAACAUCGAUUAUGGAUAUCCCUGGCGUUGGACUGCGAACGGUGAUAACUUAGUUUACACAGACUGGCAACGUGACAACUUUUAUAAAGGUGUAAAUCAAGAGCUCGGCCAAUUUAAAGGAAAAAUUGGUUGUGAAUUCGACCACAUAAAUUUAGACAAGUACAAAAAACUUCAAAAUGCUUUACCAGGUAGCACGUUGGUGGAUGUCGGAGAGUCGACAAUGUACCUGCGUAUGAUAAAAUCUGAUGAAGAGAUAGCCCACAUCACAGAAGGUGCUCGGAUUGCCGACAUUGGCGGUGAAGCAGUAAUUGAGGCGCUUGAAGAGGGUGUUGGCGAACAUGAGAUAGCUCUCCACGCUACUCAGGCUAUGGUGAGGGAAAUUGCGAAAAGUCGGCCAAAUAUGACGCUUCAGGAUACGUGGACGUGGAUCCAGUCAGGAAUAAACAGUGAUGGUGCCCACAAUCCAGUUACCAGUCGAAAAGUGCAGAAAGGUGAUGUCUGCACCAUGAAUUGUUUCCCUAUGAUGGCAGGAUAUUACACAGCUUUAGAGCGAAGUGUAUUCCUAGACCAUGUAUCAGAUGACUCCCUACGCAUAUGGAAGGCCAACUGCGAGGUUCAUGAGGCCGGCAUGAAACUCAUCAAGCCUGGAAUCAAGUGCAAAGAAAUAGCGCAUGAGAUGAACACCAUUUACGAAAAGCACAACAUCUUGCAUUAUCGUACAUUCGGGUAUGGCCAUUCAUUUGGUGUACUGUCUCACUACUACGGACGGGAAGCAGCUCUUGAAAUUCGUGAAGAUAUUGAAACUGUUUUAAAACCAAAUAUGGUAGUGUCCAUUGAGCCAAUGGUCACGCUGCCACAAGGACAACCUGGUGCAGGAGGCUAUCGCGAGCACAACAUACUUGUUGUCACCGAAGAGGGCGCAAGAAACAUUACUCAUUUUCCAUACGGACCAGAACACUUGAUUGUAAAGAAGUGAAUAGUGCCAAGCAAAUUUGAUUGACAAAUUUGACUGAAUGUGCACUUACCACCUAUGAAUUUUGCUACUAAAUAAUAAAUGAUAUUAAUAGAUG
Anneissia japonica is the source of this 1603-nucleotide messenger RNA. Its product is annotated as creatinase-like. Bases 160 to 1509 code for a protein of 449 amino acids. The record is from RefSeq and is a predicted model, not a curated record. NCBI's taxonomy places the organism in Eukaryota, Metazoa, Echinodermata, Crinoidea, Comatulida, Comatulidae. The transcript is spliced from 6 exons.